This is a messenger RNA of Diospyros lotus (date-plum), 1800 nucleotides long. RefSeq names its product endoglucanase CX-like. The record is from RefSeq and is a predicted model, not a curated record. Gene Ontology annotation, molecular function: hydrolase activity, hydrolyzing O-glycosyl compounds. The transcript has 7 exons. Gene Ontology annotation, biological process: carbohydrate metabolic process. Bases 76 to 1575 code for a protein of 499 amino acids. NCBI's taxonomy places the organism in Eukaryota, Viridiplantae, Streptophyta, Magnoliopsida, Ericales, Ebenaceae.
CAAUCAAAGCCCAACCCACCACCGCAGCAUAAGUGUUCUGAGAUUGACAAUACAGUCUCGUAAAAGAAGGAAAAAAUGAGUUGUGCUGCAGUGCAUUUGCCAUCCGCAUGGCCGCUUCUCUUUAUAGCCUUAUUACUUUCUAUGGACAUGUCUUGCUCGGCCUUCACUGCUCGGGACUACGCCGAUGCACUCGACAAAUCCAUUCUCUUCUACGAGGGCCAGCGCUCCGGCAAGCUGCCCUCCAGCCAGCGGCUCAAAUGGAGGGCUGAUUCCGGCCUUUCUGAUGGCGCCCUUGAUCAUGUUGAUCUUGUUGGUGGCUACUAUGAUGCCGGGGAUAACGUCAAGUUUGGGUUGCCAAUGGCCUUUACGACCACGUUGUUAGCAUGGAGUGUAAUUGAAUUUGGUGGCUCAAUGCAAAGCCAAAUCCAGAAUGCCAAGGCUGCCGUCCGUUGGAGCACCGAUUACCUUCUAAAAGCAGCCACAGCCACCCCUGGCUCCUUGUAUGUCCAGGUGGGGGAUCCGAACAAGGAUCACCAAUGCUGGGAAAGGCCCGAAGACAUGGACACUCCACGAAACGUAUACAAAGUGUCGCCUCAGAAUCCAGGCUCCGACGUUGCAGCCGAGACAGCUGCUGCUUUGGCAGCAGCUUCAAUUGUAUUCCAGGAGUCUGAUCCUUCUUAUUCAUCCAAAUUACUUCACACCGCCAUGAGAAUGUUCGAUUUCGCGGACAGAUACAGAGGAGCUUACAGUGAUUCUCUCGGUUCGGCUGUCUGCCCCUUCUACUGCUCCUACUCAGGAUUCCAUGAUGAGCUUCUAUGGGGAGCCUCAUGGAUCUAUAAGGCUUCACAGAACUCUUCAUACUUGUCUUAUAUCCAGUCCAAUGGCCACACACUGGGUGCAGACGACGACAGCAACUCCUUCAGUUGGGACGACAAGCGAGCCGGGACGAAAAUCCUUCUUUCCCAGGGCUUUCUACAGAAGAACAUCCAAGAAUUUCAGCUAUAUAAAUCACACUCUGACAACUACAUUUGUUCCUUAAUUCCAGGAUCAUCUAGUGUUCAAGCCCAAUACACCCCAGGGGGGCUUCUGUACAAGGCAGGGGAGAGCAACCUGCAGUAUGUCACUUCCUCAACAUUCCUCCUCCUGGCAUACGCCAAGUAUCUGAGCUCUAACGGCGGCGCGGCCUCCUGCGGCGGCUCGACCAUCACUGCGGAGAAGCUCAUCGCCCAGGCGAAGAAGCAGGUUGACUACAUCCUGGGAGACAAUCCAGCGAAGAUGUCUUACAUGGUGGGCUUUGGGCAGAGGUACCCUCUGCAUGUGCACCACAGGGGAGCCUCUGUGCCAUCCAUACAUGCACAUCCUGCCCACAUUGGAUGUAGUCAGAGCUUUCAGUACCUCCAGUCUGGCUCUCCAGAUCCGAAUGUUCUGGUCGGAGCUAUCUUGGGUGGGCCGGACAACAACGACAAUUUCGCCGACGAUCGCAACAAUUACCGGCAAUCCGAGCCGGCGACGUAUAUCAAUGCGCCGUUUGUUGGGGCUGUGGCUUUCUUCUCUGCCAAAUCCACAGCAAGCUGAAGAUCAUAUUAUAGUUGAUGAUGUUGAACACCUCUGGAAAUGGAUAUGGUUCCACUUCCAGAUAAUAUAUAUGCAAUAGAACCAAAUUAGAUGUCAAGGUUUGCUGUAUUUGAUGUUGUUACAAUCAAAGAUCCCAUGUGUACUGCUCUUUAGGCUUUAAUCUGUAGGCCUGUCGAAGUGUUGACACAAGAACUUAAUACUAAGUAGAAUUAGUUGUAUUUCCAA